UUUCCCCACUCCCUGGUUUAUCACCCACCACCUAGGUUCGUCUUUCCCUUAUUUUUUUUUUUUAUGAGCUACCUGAAAGAAUCCAAAUCUUGACAACGAUCCUGAGAAUAUCUCUGGCUGAACCUCUGGAGCUUGCAGGUUGGAGCUAAACAAUAUGCUAAUGAUCUCCAAGGACUCAGAAUUCCUGUUGCCUAGUGACAAAGUUGCCCAGCCUGCAGAAGAACAGAAUAGCCUGGAACAUUAACAGGAGUUUGCGGCCUAGACUCAGCCACCCAUUUCAUACGUCCGUCUCCUCUAUCCACACACCGGUCACUUAUCGGAGACACCUCACCUUCCGUUUUUAGACAAGCAAAAUGGCCAAAAAAGCCAAGGGCCCCAAGGGGAAAAAAAUCACCCUCAAGACCGCCAAAAACUGCAUCAAAGUGACAUUCGAUGGGAGACGGCGGCUCGACUUGAGCAAGAUGGGCAUCACGACCUUCCCCAAGUGCAUCCUGAAGCUCAGUGACGUGGAGGAGAUCGAUCUCAGCAGGAACCUGAUCAAGAAGAUCCCGGAGGGCAUCUCGAAGUUCCAGAACCUGCGCUGGCUGGACCUGCACAGCAACCUCAUCGACAAGCUUCCGGACACCAUCGGCCAACUCCCUAGCCUGCAUUACCUCAACCUCUGCAACAACAAGCUGACCUCCAACGGGCUGCCCAUGGAGCUGAACCAGCUGAAAAAUCUGCGCACCCUGAACCUCGGCCUUAACCACAUAGACAAUAUCCCCACCACCAUCGGAGCCCUGAAGGAGCUCCAUGAGCUGGGCCUCUUCGAUAACCUCCUGACCACCAUUCCCACCAGCAUCGCCAAGCUCCCCAAGCUCAAGAAGCUGAACGUGAAGCGGAACCCCUUCCCCCAGCCGGAAGACGACGUGACCUUCAUCGACACCAUCAAGCGGCUGGAGUCCUUGUACCUGGUGGACGAGAAGGAUCUGUGCAACCCCUGCUUGAAGAAAUGCCUCGACACCCAGGACAGGCUGAACAAGUUGAAGAACUCGAUCCCCGUCUCGGCAAGGAAACCCAACUUCACUAACCUGGUGACCCCCAACUCCUCCGCCAAGGAGACGCAGGGAGAGUGGAGGUGAAGGGGAAGUCUCACGUUGGAGGUGGGCAGGACCGGGGAGAGGACGGAGAAAGGGAGGAUGGUUCUCGGUGGGAUGGGUGAACCUGCAGCCAAGUCCUGCCUGGUCUUGUAGCUUUCCACCCGAGCUCAUAAAACGGCUUUCUCUGACUCAUUUUCA
Molecule: messenger RNA, 1277 nt
Organism: Ornithorhynchus anatinus (platypus)
Lineage: Eukaryota; Metazoa; Chordata; Mammalia; Monotremata; Ornithorhynchidae
Gene: LRRC18
Product: leucine rich repeat containing 18
Exons: 3
Coding region: 354-1121 (255 amino acids)
Molecular function (GO): protein binding
Source: RefSeq, a predicted model, not a curated record